AUGAGAGGAGGAAAAGCAAAGAUUCUAUCAGACCAAUUCCAGAAGGAUGACCGAGGAAAGAAUCUUUUCCAGAAGGAGUGGUGGCAGCAGAGGCAAGACAUCAGACCAUCUCCAACAAAAGAAGACAUCAGACCAUCUCCAACAAAAGAAGCCAUCAGACCAUCUCCAACAAAAGAAGCCAUCAGACCAUCUCCAACAAAAGAAGCCAUCAGACCAUCUCCAACAAAAGAAGCCAUCAGACCAUCUCCAACAAAAGAAGACAACAGACCAUCACCAACAAAAGAAGACAUCAGACCAUCUCCAACAAAAGAAGACAUCAGACCAUCUCCAACAAAAGAAGCCAUCAGACCAUCUCCAACAAAAGAAGACAACAGACCAUCUCCAACAAAAGAAGACAUCAGACCAUCUCCAACAAAAGAAGACAUCAGACCAUCUCCAACAAAAGAAGACAUCAGACCAUCUCCAACAAAAGAAGACAUCAGACCAUCCCAACAAAAAAGAAGACAUCAGACCAUUCCAACAAAAGAAGCUUUCAUCAGACCAUCCCCCAACAAAAAGAAGAAGACAUCAGACCAUCUCCAACAAAAAAGACAUCAGACCAUCUCCAACAAAAGAAGACAUCAGACAUCUCCAACAAAGAAGCCAUCAGAUCGUUCCCCAACAAAGAAGCCAUCAGACCAUCUCCAAAUAAAAGAAGACAUCAGACCAUCUCCAACAAAAGAAGACAUCAGGACCAUUCCAACAAAAGAAGACAUCAGACCAUCUCCAACAAAAGAAGACAUCAGACCAUCUCCAACAAAAGAAGACAUCAGACCAUCUCCAACAAAAGAAGACAUCAGACCAUCUCCAACAAAAGAAGACAUCAGACCAUCUCCAACAAAAGAAGACAUCAGACCAUCUCCAACAAAAGAAGACAUCAGACCAUCACCAACAAAAGAAGACAUCAGACCAUCUCCAACAAAAGAAGACAUCAGACCAUCUCCAACAAAAGAAGACAUCAGACCAUCUCCAACAAAAGAAGACAUCAGACCCAUCUCCAACAAAAGAAGACAUCAGACCAUCUUCCAACAAAAGAAGACAUCAGACCAUCUCCAACAAAAGAAGACAUCAGACCAUCUCCAACAAAAGAAGACAACAGACCAUCACCAACAAAAGAAAAAAAUAGAAU
Homarus americanus (American lobster) is the source of this 1168-nucleotide messenger RNA. Its product is annotated as cell surface glycoprotein 1-like. The transcript has 2 exons. The record is from RefSeq and is a predicted model, not a curated record. NCBI's taxonomy places the organism in Eukaryota, Metazoa, Arthropoda, Malacostraca, Decapoda, Nephropidae. The annotation marks the transcript as partial.